Messenger RNA from Periophthalmus magnuspinnatus, 1502 nucleotides. Its product is annotated as arrestin domain-containing protein 3-like. Bases 175 to 1290 code for a protein of 371 amino acids. The record is from RefSeq and is a predicted model, not a curated record. Gene Ontology annotation, biological process: protein transport. Gene Ontology annotation, cellular component: cytoplasm; plasma membrane. NCBI's taxonomy places the organism in Eukaryota, Metazoa, Chordata, Actinopteri, Gobiiformes, Gobiidae. The transcript is spliced from 6 exons.
AUUUUCCAGGCAUUAACCACGUGCGACUCUGAGUAACGCAAACAAGUUUGGGCCGCCCCUUUUUCCACACAUUUCAUAAAGGACAAACAGGUCCGGCAGCGUGCUUAUUGUUUGCACAUACUUUUCUUUUACACAGCAGUCUGAGUUUGAGCUGUGCUGCUAUAAAGAACUAGAAUGACCAUUCAUAAUUUCUCUAUUGAAUACGACGCCAUCAACAGCAACAACCUCUUCACAAAUGGAGAUACCAUAAAUGGAAGAAUAAUUUUAGAAGUCUCAAAGGAGAUUAAGAUUCAAGCGCUUGUUUUCAUAGCACAGGGAGAGGCGCGUGUCUGCUGGCAUGAACAGUAUGGACAAUAUGUGACUAUGGUGUACACCUCUAAGGACAAGUACUACAGCGUGGAACAUAACAUCCUCAGAGAGACCAGACAUGAUGAUGCUGACAUUGGUCCAGGGAGACAUGUGUUCCCCUUUUCAUUCAAGAUUCCUGAUAGAAAAAUGCCAUCAACGUUUAAAUCCAGUGUGGGUAAAAUUGUGCACAAGUUGAAGGCAGAGCUUAAGCAGUCCAUGAAGAUCACAAAAACUGCCAAAACACACUUCACAUUUGUGUCACAAGCGGACAUGGACAUACCUGGACUUCUGGAACCUCAAUACGGCUGCAAAGAUAAAACCAUCAGUGCUUUUGGAUCCGGGACUGUUGCCAUUGAUGUCAGCACAGAGAGACUGGGAUACUGGCAAGGUGAAGUUCUGCAGGUCACGGCUGAGAUUAAAAACCAGUCCUCUCGUAUGGUCAAGCCUAAACUGGUUUUGUACAAAAAGAAGAGUUAUUUUGCUGAGGGUAAGAGGAGGAUGAACACGUCUGACAUCCUGAAGGAGAAGUGUGAUCCAGUGGAGUCUGGCUCUAACAAAACUGUGACUAAGAGCAUCACGAUUCCAAAGGAACUGCCCCCAUCUAUACUCAACUGCAGUAUCAUCAAACUGGAGUACAGACUCAAGAUCCUGCUGGACAUCACAUGUUCGAGUAACCCUGAGAUCAAGUUACCUAUAGUUGUUUUGCCUGAACAAAACAGCCACACAGACAUGAACAAACACUCGGCUAAACUAAAGGGAUUUGAAGCUUCAGCCCAGCCCAGUCCACAGAACAUUUACCAUCCACCUGUUCAGGCCUUGGCCCAGCCCAUCCAGAGUUCAGCACAGCCACAGCCUGCUGCUGCAGCGGACUCAGACCCUCCUUCUUAUGGAUCCCUGUACCCCUCCUACCCCCACACAGACCAGAACUGGAGCCAGUUUUAACCGACCUUCUUUAACAUAGUAUGGCUAAGGGGAAGAGUGCUGCCAGUCUGAGUUACUCAGUAUGACAUGAUAUCCACUGCCCUUUUCUUUUGAUUGUUUGUGGUAUUUUAUUUUCCUUUUCACAGUCUGUCUUGUGUUGCCUUGAAAAGCUCUCACUGAAUACAGUAAAAAGCAAAUAGUUAUUUGCACAUAGCUGAUUUGUGCACUUUAAC